Messenger RNA from Osmerus eperlanus (European smelt), 3720 nucleotides. RefSeq names its product mitochondrial adenyl nucleotide antiporter SLC25A24-like. Gene Ontology annotation, cellular component: mitochondrial inner membrane. Gene Ontology annotation, molecular function: ATP transmembrane transporter activity; calcium ion binding. Bases 358 to 1782 code for a protein of 474 amino acids. Gene Ontology annotation, biological process: transmembrane transport; ADP transport; ATP transport. The transcript has 12 exons. NCBI's taxonomy places the organism in Eukaryota, Metazoa, Chordata, Actinopteri, Osmeriformes, Osmeridae. The record is from RefSeq and is a predicted model, not a curated record.
AGCUGGUCUGGCAGCAGUUCCCCAGGAAUACGAGAGAGCAUAUCGGGUUAUUUGCUGCACUCUGCUUCUCUGCAGGAAUGGAACCGCUUCAGUUUGUGGACUUGUUUGACGUUUACGGUUUCUGUCGGUGUCAACUGCAAGGUGUUACCGUUUAAGGGCAAUUACGUUUAGAUUAUAGUAGAUGCUAAUCUAGAAUCUAAAUACAAGUGUAUCUUAUUGUUUUUCGUUGCAAAAAGACGCGCGGCAUCGGGAUCGAACAGGAUCGAAUGUGAUAGCCUGGGCUACGUGUAGACUAGUAACUUUCCCCAGAUAUAACACGUCCUCGACCGAUCUACUGCCUUCGCACCCGCUGCUACGAUGAUGUAUCAAGCUUUAAGGACGCUUUUUCUAUCUGACUCUCGCUGCUGGGAUGCGGACGGCGAAAGGUCGUACCAGGACCUAUUCGAGAAACUGGACACCAACAAGGACGGGAAGGUGGAUGUUGCAGAGUUGAGAGCGGGCCUCAAAGCUAUGGGCAUUUUCAGACAAGGUGCGGCGCAGAAGAUCGUGUUGUCGGGGGACCAGAACCGAGACGGCACGCUGGACUUCUCUGAGUUCAGCAGGUACCUGAAGGAGCACGAGAAGAAGCUGCGUCUGACGUUCAAGAGCCUGGACAAGAACAACGACGGCCAGAUCGACGCGUCAGAGAUCCAGCUGGCCCUGGCAGAGCUGGGCAUGGACGUCAGCAGAGAGGACGCUCACAAGAUCUUACACAGCAUGGACGUUGACGGCACCAUGAUGGUGGACUGGAAUGAGUGGAGGGAACACUUCCUGUUCAACCCGGCGCACAACCUGGAAGAGAUCAUACGCUUCUGGAAACACUCCUCGGUGCUGGACAUCGGCGACAGCCUCGCCAUCCCAGACGAGUUCACAGAGGAGGAGAAGAUCACCGGGGGUUGGUGGAGGCAGCUGGUUGCCGGGGCGAUGGCGGGGGCGGUCUCUCGCACCGGCACCGCCCCCCUGGACAGGAUCAAAGUGUUCAUGCAGGUCCACUCCUCCAAAUCCAACAAGAUCAGUGUGACCGGGGGGCUCAAGCGGAUGGUUGCUGAGGGAGGGUUGGCGUCGCUAUGGCGAGGAAACGGGGUCAACGUGCUGAAGAUUGCCCCGGAAACGUCCAUCAAGUUUGCGGCCUACGAACAGUAUAAGAAGCUGCUGGCGUCAGAGGGAGAGAAGGUUCAGACUCACCAGAGGUUCUUGGCUGGGUCUCUGGCUGGAGCCACAGCCCAGACUGCCAUCUACCCCAUGGAGGUUAUGAAGACCAGACUGACGCUGGGGAAAACGGGUCAGUAUUCUGGAAUGUCGGACUGCGCCAGGAAGAUUCUGAGGAAGGAAGGCGUGAAAGCGUUCUACAAAGGCUACAUCCCCAACAUUCUGGGCAUCAUCCCCUACGCCGGCAUCGACCUGGCCGUCUACGAGAGCCUGAAGAACGCCUGGUUGUCUUGCUACGCCCGGGACUCGGCCAACCCAGGCAUCCUGGUCCUGGUGGCCUGCGGCACCAUCUCCAGCACGUGCGGCCAGCUGGCCAGCUACCCGCUAGCCCUGCUCCGCACACGCAUGCAGGCCCAAGCGUCUCUGGAUGCGUCUGACCAGCCGUCCAUGACAGGGCUGGUGAAGAGGAUUGUGAAUCAAGAGGGCUUUUUCGGGCUCUACCGAGGCAUCCUGCCUAACUUCAUGAAGGUCAUCCCUGCUGUCAGCAUCAGCUACGUGGUCUACGAGUACAUGAAGACCGGCCUGGGCAUCUGACCGGCCUGGGCAUCUGACCGGCCUGGGCAUCUGACCGGCCUGGCAUCUGACCGGCUGGCUGGCUGACUAGAAGUCUGUUUGGCUGGCUGACUGGUUGGUUGGCUGGGUGACUGGCUAGGUGUCUGACUGACUGAAAGACUGACAUCUGGAAUGACAGGUUAAGGAUUGUACUGCCCUACAAACACACACACACACACAUUGUAGAGUAUACCAACUGUUUACAAACUGUGUUUACAUCCAUGACAUACUCCAAAUCUCAAACCAUGAUUACAUGAUUACAUCCAUGUCUACAGAAUGGGCCGCUUCCUCUUUCAGAAGACCAACCUACCAAUCUAUUAUUCAAUCAAUCAAUCAAUCAAUCCCUUCAAUAAAUCAAUACGUCUUCCCUGUGAGAACCCAGGUGUUUUGAACUGAACAUGAAAGAACUGCAUUAUGGAGCCAAUAUGUAAUUGCACAGCUGUAACAGCCAUACCUGUUGGACAUUUGUGAUAUUAUUUUUGUUGUUAUUUGGGCUAUCGUGCCUUAGCCUCAGUUGUGAUUUUUUGGGGUGGUUUUCAUCAGGUCUUAAAUGAUGUUGUUUCUACAUUCUGUUUACAGCUGAGUAGGCCUAUUGUCCUUUUACACUGGAGUUUUCAUGGUUACACAUUUGGAUUUAUAACUUAUUGAAACAGUAUGUUUUUUGUAUGUGUUGAAUGGCAUUUUCCAUCUCUGCUAUACUGUUUACUGUGCAUGUACAGUCGACCACUGUAUGUUUAGACCUAUGGGAUAGACCUCCUGGCAUCUUAAACCGACUUAUGAACGUGCAGCUGACCGGAAGUACUUAAAGAAUGCUUUGUUCUGGACAUUUGGAAGAAUGUUUAUUUUGUUUGUUAUCAUAUCGAGCCAUGCAUUGGUUUAUUUGUAUGCGUAUAAAACCUAUGUAACCUAGCAAUUAAUGCUAAUAAUUUUAGCCGUGAUAUGACGUUGCCUUGAACGCACAGUACUAUGCUUGAAGGAUCGUUUGCUACGCAAGGUGAAUGUCACGAGUUGUGUGUCUGUUCGCAUGUCUCCAUCUUGUGUCCGUAGAAGGUAGUGCCUUGGUAUGUUGAAAACACUGUAGGAGUUGGCUGUAUGUCGCAUGUUGUGAUGCCAAUUCAUGAGAAUGAAAAGUUAAUACCAAAAUGACAGCUGCUUAUUGCGGCAAUAUAUAUAUUCUCCUCCCCACCCCCCAUCGGCAUAACAGUGGAAAGACAUCACAUGUCUGCUGAUGACACGACCGCGGGGGAGCAUGUUGGGGCCGAGGACCGACCCUUGCGGAACACCUUGCGGACAGUGAACUUACCUGCAGCAGAGAUAUUUACAUUUAGUCAUUUAGCAGACGCUCUUUCUUAUCCAGAGCGACUUACAGUAAGUACAGGGACAUUCUCCCCGAGGCAAGUAGGGUGAAGUGCCUUGCCCAAGCACACAACGUCAUUUGACACGCCUGGGAAUCGAACCAACAACCUUCUGAUUAUUAGCCAGACUCCCUCACCGCUCAGCCAUCUGACCAUCUAGGUGUACUUGGACCAUUAUGAAAACAGUAUCUUGUUCUCACUGAUUUUAGGAAAAUAAAUCAAAUAUUAACCUUCACACCUUUCAACACAAACCUUCACCACCAAAAAAUACUUUUGACACUUCAUAGGAUUACGAUUACGUUUUCCAUUUUAUUACGGUUUAAAUGAAUAUAUAAAAAUAACAUGAAUACAUAAACAUAUUGACUGCAUUGAAAUCAAACAAAUUUAGCAAUAUAAAAAUUAAAAUGACACGUACAUUUCUUAAUAGCAAGAAUCUGAAGUACAAUAACCCCUUCUGGCCUUUCACGAAUAAUAAGAACCAUCGCCUUUUUUACCACCUGUACGUUUUCAGAAUAUUUCCUUUCAUAACUGAGGUUCAAACGAAACCACAAGAUGAUAGGCCUAA